Stegostoma tigrinum is the source of this 9654-nucleotide messenger RNA. It is a transcript of the gene specc1la, whose product is annotated as sperm antigen with calponin homology and coiled-coil domains 1-like a. Gene Ontology annotation, biological process: actin cytoskeleton organization. The transcript has 17 exons. Bases 238 to 3612 code for a protein of 1124 amino acids. The record is from RefSeq and is a predicted model, not a curated record. Gene Ontology annotation, cellular component: filamentous actin; microtubule organizing center. NCBI's taxonomy places the organism in Eukaryota, Metazoa, Chordata, Chondrichthyes, Orectolobiformes, Stegostomatidae. Gene Ontology annotation, molecular function: protein binding.
AGUGAGACAGACGGGAACCCAGCCCCAGCGACGUUGUAACAACAAUGAAGAUAAGUGGAAAUGUGAACAAAAGCCAUUUUACAACACCUGCAAUUCAUGACAUGAAUAUCAGGUCGCUAGAGCCACGGUGUUCCGAGCAUCUUCCUUUUGUUUUCUAUCAUCCACGAAACGAACAGGAAGAAACUAAAAGUUGUGCCUCAAUUCAGUUGUAAAUGCAUCACACACUGUGAGCACAGAAUGAAGAAGGCAAGCAGGUCCGCUCCUGCAGCAUCCAAACUCCAGGGUACUUGUAAAAUGCAGACCAUUGAGAAAACUAAAUCGGAUAACUGCUCUUCAGUAACCACAGUUACAAAGGCUUCGAAAGCAGGUUCAACAGCCGCAUUAACUAAGAGCAAGAGCAGGAGCAAUGAUGAUCUGUUGGCUGGAGCACCCAGUGGACUGACUUUGACCACCUCUACCAAAGUUAAGAAGAACCUCUGCCCAUCCUCAUCAAUUGGGUCAAAUUCUGCAGCAUCAGGAUCAACCAUAAGCAGCAACCCUGAUGGCAAAGCAAAGAAUCCUGCAGGUGUGAGUGCCACAGCAAAACGGAGUGCAACUUCAGGAAAUAAAGAAAUCAGUUGGAACAGAGAUAAAAUCCGUGAUCGGACACGACAGAGCAUAAGCAAAAAAUUCUCAUCUGCCGGCCAGGGAGGUAAUGAUGUUGCUAAACGCUCACGCAGCCGGAUGUCAACAGAGUCUGAAACCCGAAUGAGUAAGUCCAGAUCUGAUGGCCAGAUCAGUGAUAAAACUGCUCUCGAAGCAAAGGUUAAAGAUCUUCUCACUUUAGCUAAAAAUAAGGAUGUGGAGAUCCUGCAUCUUAGAAACGAACUCAGAGACAUGCGUGCCCAGCUGGGACUGAGCAAUGAAUUCUUGGAAGAAGGGGGAAAGGAGGAAAUUGAAGUAAAAGAAGAUACCGUACCCCUUCAGCCUAGAGAUGUGGAAUCAAGCCUCCUCCAGUUGGAAGAACAGAAUAGUACAAUCCGGGAUGAGCUAAAUCAGCUAAAAAAUGAGAACCGAAUGUUAAAAGAUCGAUUAAAUGCUCUUGGCUUCUCUUUGGAGCAAAAAUUAGAUUGUGCGGAGAAAUUAUUUGGCUUACAAUCCUCAAGUCCUGAUGUAGCUACUGGUAAUCAGAGUGAUGGUGGUACCUUAACUUCUUCAGUGGAGGGAUCAGCACCUGGUUCUAUGGAAGAUCUGUUGAGCCAAGAGGAGAACACAUUAACUGAUAACCGCAGCAAUUCUCUGGACAACCUGGACAGUGAGUCCAGUGAGGUCUACCAACCACUUACUUCCAGCGAUGAUGCAUUAGAUGCACCAUCAUCAUCAUCUGAGUCUGAGGGUGCACCAAGUAGGGAGCGCUCAAGGAAAGGGAGUAGUGGAAAUGUAAGUGAGGUGUCGGUGGCCUGUUUAACAGAGCGCAUUCACCAGAUGGAAGAAAAUCAACACAGCACAGCAGAGGAGCUCCAAGCUACACUUCAGGAACUGGCAGAUCUUCAGCAGAUAACACAAGAGUUGAAUUCUGAAAAUGAAAGGUUAGGAGAGGAAAAGGUCAUUCUAAUGGAUUCCUUGUGUCAACAAAGUGAUAAAUUAGAACACUUCAGUCGACAGAGUGAGUAUUUUUGUUCUUUGCUAGAUGAACACCACAUUUCCUACGUUUUAGAUGAAGAUGUAAAAAGUGGUCGCUACAUGGAGUUAGAACAAAGAUACAUGGACCUUGCUGAAAAUGCACGUUUUGAACGUGAGCAACUUCUUGGAGUGCAGCAGCAUUUAAGCAACACCCUGAAAAUGGCUGAGCAAGACAAUAAAGAUGCUCAAGAAUUGAUUGGAGCUCUCAAAGAACGUAACCAUCAAAUGGAGCGAGUAAUGGAGUCAGAGCAAAAAGCCAAAACAGCCCUUGCUGGAGCGUUGGAAGAAUAUAAAGCAACUAUUGCAAAUGAUCAGAUUGAACUGAACAGAUUCAAGGCUCUGUUAGAGCAUGAGAAACAGAAGGUUGCAGAUUUGUAUGCUUUUCACAAUGCAGGCGACAAGUCAGAUUUACAAGAACUCUUGGAGACUACACGAUUGGACAAAGAGAAAAUUGAGGCCUUAUAUAAUAACCUGCAGGAAGAACUGGCCCACACUCGCAAUGAUGCAAACCAACUACAGGAUACUCUCGCUAAGGUUGAAGACGAAUACAGAAUUUUCCAGGAAGAAGCCAAAAAACAGAUAGAUGACCUUAAUCUGAAUGUGGAGAAACAACGAGCUGAACUGGAAGAGAAGGAAACAGAGAUAAAUGACAUGAAAGAGACCAUUUUUGAACUAGAGGAUGAAGUGGAGCAGCAUCGAACAGUCAAACUCCAUGACAAUCUCAUCAUCUCAGACUUGGAGAAUUCAGUGAAAAAACUUCAAGACCAGAAACACGAUAUGGACAGGGAGACCAAGAUCCUAAACAGGAGGCUCAGAGAGGAGUCGGCUGAGUGGCGACAGUUUCAGGCAGACCUCCAGACUGCAGUUGUCAUCGCAAAUGAUAUUAAGUCGGAAGCACAAGAGGAAAUCAGUGACCUGAGACGCAGACUUCAGGAAUCAAUGGAAAAAACUGAAAAGCUCACGAAGGAACUAGAGGAAGUGAAGGCACGCAAGUACGUGGGAUGUUGUGAUGUGAUUUGGCAGGAUGAAGAGCGGGGACGUAUGUACAAUUACAUGAAUGCUGUAGAGCGUGACCUGGCAGCUUUAAGACAAGGAAUGGGUCUGAGUCGCAGAUCAUCUACCUCUUCUGAACCAUCACCAACUGUCAAAACGCUAAUUAAAUCCUUUGACAGUGCUUCCCAAGUUGUGCCUAAUACUACCACGGCUACCAUUCCACGAAGCCCUCUCAGCCCAAGCCCUCUGAAGACACCACCAGCAGCUGCUGUGUCACCAAUGCAGAGACAUUCCAUUAGUGGGCCGAUAUCAACACCAAAGACUCUGUCAGCGCUAACAGACAAGAGGCCAAGCUACACUGAAAUUUCUGUUCCAGCAGAUCACUUACUGAGAUCUUCCUCUGCAAACCGAUCUCCAGCGUCUUUACAACGGGUUCAGACCAUUGACUCUGCAAAGUCCAUGUCAGUGUCCCGAAGAAGCAGUGAGGAGAUAAAGCGUGAUCUGACAGUCACAGAUGGCUCCUCUCCAGCAUUAAUGGGAAUGGGAACCACAUCUCCACAGCUGUCUUUGACUUCUUCAUCCCCUACAGCCUCAGUCACUCCAACUGCACGGAGCCGGCUCAGGGAAGAGCGGAAAGAUCCAUUGUCAGCGCUGGCUCGUGAGUAUGGUGGCUCCAAGAGGAAUGCACUGCUGAAAUGGUGUCAAAAGAAAACAGAAGGUUAUCAGAAUAUUGAUAUCACAAACUUUAGCAGUAGUUGGAACGAUGGUCUUGCAUUCUGUGCUGUGCUUCACACAUAUCUUCCAGCACACAUCCCAUACCAGGAGCUGAACAGUCAGGACAAGCGAAGAAAUUUUUCCCUUGCAUUCCAGGCAGCAGAAAGCGUUGGUAUCAAGUCGACACUGGAGGAAGUGGAGGAGGAGCUAGGUGUAUGUUCAAGGACAUCAAUGAGAUGGUGAGCACGGAGCGACCAGACUGGCAGAGCCUGAUGCAGUAUGUAACUGCUAUAUACAAGUACUUUGAAACUUGACAUCUUCCUGCUCCACCCAUUCUGGAAUGCGUUUGCAGGGUAACUGCUGAUUUUGGGAGGACAUUCCAAUGCUGUACUUCACAUUAGAACCCUGUGCUGAAACACUCUGCCUCACUCAAGCGACUCAUGGGCCCAAGAGUAGUAUCACUUUGCAAAAGAACAUCCUCCUGUUUGAAUAAUCUAUCCGUCCAGUAAAGAAGUGUGCACCUGAGUGAUCUAAAUGCUGUUCAAGCUCCACUUGUAACUGCUAUUGCUAUAUUUCUGCAAUGAUAAACUGCUCAAUGACAAUUGUGGGAAAGUGAAGCAUCAGUCCAAAUUGAUCUUCAACAACUUAGUCCAAUGCUUUGAGAGGAAAUACAAAGCAUUUUUGAGAAAGUAAAAUACCAUUUUUAGAACACUCACCCUAGUACAGUACACACACAUUAGCUAUAUGGGAGGAUCUACGUUGGCACUCUUUAGAAACAGCCCAUUGUAAAGUCUCCACAAAAUGAUGGCUGUGGAAUUGUCAAAAUAAACCACUUGAACAAGGACUGUGAAACUAAGUAAGCAAUACUCAUCACACUAAUAUUUAACCCUGAGAUCAACUCCCUGGCAUAGCCCAUUAGUUUUCUUCAAAUCAAUGCUCAUCCGUUUAUAGAAAGAUUUGUCUGAAGGAGCAAGUGGUAUAUCAUGAGGUGGAGAAUUUUUCUUUCCCAGGGAACUUGAUAUUGAAUCUAACCAGACGAAUAUAAUAGUCUUCUGUGUCAAAAAUAAGUGUCCUUAUAAUUGCCCUGUUUAGAUAUUUACCACUUACAGACAUUACUCAGUUUUUCUUUCUAUUCUUUUGAGUUUUCAGUUUUUUUUAAAGAUAAUAUUAAUCUCAUGAUCUACCUGUAGCCUUUGGAAAUCUACUGGAGUACACAAUAUACCUAAGAUCCAGUUAAGGAUUAACAUUAAUAGAAGACCAACGUGCUUCUGUUGAGCCAUUACCUCUUAACACAGUUUCCUAACAAUGCAUCAGUUUCUACAGGUACUCUAAAGCAGUCCUUCGCUGUGAUCCAUCACUUCAGUUUAAGAUACAAUGUGUAAAGAAACCAAGUUGCAUCUUUAUGCUGCUUUGAUUUUAAACUGUUAAAAUUUAAUUCUCUUCAAACUGUCACAAUUAGUUCCUGUUGAGCACAAUUCAAAAGCACAAACUAUCUAUAACUCAUUCAUAUGAUGCCUGUUGUGUGAAGAGGGAACAGUGUUCUUUAUGUAUGAAAAGGCUUGGAUCAGAUAUGAUUCAGACUCCUGGGGCAGUUUAAAGAAAGAUUUGCACUAUGUGUAAUCAGUGUUGGGAAUGUUUGUUGGGACAGGGUGCAGGGAACAUUAUCUAACCUAUGCUGUACCUUUCCUGGAAGUGUUUGAUGAGACACAAUAACUCAGUAGGCCUCGAUUGUCUUUCUGUAACAUGUUCUACAAAAGGCAGGAAUUAAUCAGGGGAUCAGAGGAUAUAAUGCAUAGGAGAGUUAAAUUUUAACUAAAUUUAAUUCUUAUCUGCUCCUCUCCGUUUGAGUACUGCUUUGUUAAUUGCAAUACUGUUAGUUCUGGUGAUGCUAAUUUAGUGUCAGUGCUAAACACAUACUACAAGUCCAUCAAUAUUUAAAAAGGGGAAUUGCUUCUGUUACUCACUUUCCAUGCUGAUGAAGGUGAUUCAAAGAAAAUAACCCCUUUCACCUCAGAUACUACUUAGUUUUCAGCAUUUCUUCAUUCAUUCUCUGGGCGUGAAUUAUUCUAUAAAUAAACUGUCAAAUAGCUUUGCAUAAAUGUCAAAGAUCCAUCAAGAUGUGUGAUCUUGAUAAGCCUUUGCCAGAUUUCAGCCCAUAACUGAUGGCUGUCCAUCAUUCAUUGUUCUCACUUUAUCUCAAUAGUGAAUGUUAAUUUAACUCCCUUGCACCAUCAUGUUCAGUCACUCUUUUUAAUGAUUUUCGUCUUUUCAGCACUUGCUGUGAACAGGAUAUUAGAAAAGUUACAGAACAGAAGGAGGUCUUUCAGCUCAUCAAGUCUACAAAUGAAAGCCCCCAACCCCUGCAAUAUUUUUCUUCCAGGUGCUUAUCCAAUUCUCCUUUGCAAGUUAUGGUUCAAUCUGCCUCCACUAUUCUGGAUUCUAACCACUCACUGGACAAAAUCAAAUAUUUUUCCUCAUGUCUCCAUUAGAUUUUUUUUCCCAUGAGGCUUAAAUCCUCCCUCCUGUUGCAAAUGGGAAGAAUCAGUUCUGUCGAGACCCCACAUGAUUUUGAACCCUCUAUCAAAUUUCCUCGUAAACUUUUCCUCUCCAAGCAGAUGCCUUAAUUUCUGCAAUCUCAACAUUUAGCUGGGUUCCUCAUCUCUAAAAGCAUUUAAUUCAUAUUUUACAAAUUUAAAUGGGAAACUAGUCACUAAAUAUGUUUAGAAGUAUUGAGCAGGCCAAUUUAUUUUAAAUUCAUCAUUGGCUCUCACUGCUGCCUGAUCUCUCCAGUUACAGAGACUACCCCUUACAUUAACUAGCUGGCUUCCAAUUGCAUGUGUGACUUCUCUUCAGAUGAGCUUGAUGGUGGUUAUUACAUUUUAUCACAGUGUUUUUGUGCUGAGUGUACAUUACCGGUUCCUGCAGUUUGUGUGGGCAAGUUCAUUGGUUGAUCUUUGCACUUAGUAUUGGUCAGAAUUCCAUAUUACAUUAAGUCGCCUUACCCUAUUGCACAGCACCUACACUAACGACUUAUUCUUUUCAUUAGUUUGCUUACACCUGUGAUGUGGUCUGAAACCACAUUCAUAGCUGUGUGUCUACCCUUUUAUUAUGUGUAAGUUUUCUAUUCCAUGUAGCUGCUCUUGAUUGAAAUCCUUAGCCUGUAGUUUCUGAUUGACACAGGUUCUAUUUUAUCAAAUGUGUAAUGAAGGCACUCUUUAUUUAUUCAUAGCUUUGAAUGUUACUUGUAUUAUUUGCAUGGUAUCAGCAGUGUGUUCCUUAUUUGGCACACCAUGUUUAGUAUAAAAUCAUGUAUUUUUUCUAUUACUAUUUAUGUUAAUGUCAUCAGUGGCAUGUGGUAGUAUCCAGUACCAAUGCACCUAGUGACACAGGCUGUUUUCUGGGCUCCGGCUGCACAAACCCUAAUUAUCUCUGGCAAGCAUCAACUUAAGAGGCCAGAGUACUGUACAGUUUGUGUGUGCUCAUUAAGUAAAUAAAAUAUUGUUUAGUUUUUAAUAUUGAGUUUGGUGCAAAGAUUGCAUCCAGUUCAGAACAAGAAAUCGAGCCAGCUCCCCUCACUCUCCAGUCCCAGUCCUGGUCUAAGUUAUGCACAAUGUCAUUAACCAUCCCUUUCACUGAGUAUUUCAUCUUAUUCAAAUAAAUUGAGGAUCACAGCUGGUUUCUUGUAGCAGCCUAAGAAUAGAUGUCAACUCAGAAGCAGUGCAUACAACUCUGCCAGCAUGAUAUUUUAACCUGGAUAAAUUACCAACUCUAUCAGAAUCAUGUUCCGGUCAGUUCCUGGGGCAAUAUGACACUACAGAACUUAAUUUUCUUUCUCGCUAGUUUGUUUCUUCUGUUUGACUUUGGUCAGAAUAAAGCUCACAUUUGUAACGGAGGCUGUAUGAAGCCCUUUACCUUGUUAUGGAGUCAAAAUCAUUUAGCACAGAAACAGAUCUUUCAGUCCAACCAAUCCAUGAAAAACAUAAUUCCAAACUAAACUAGUCCCAUGUGCCUCCAAACCUUACCUGUUCAUGAAGUUUUCUAAAUGUUAUAAUUGUACUCACAUCUGCCACUUCCUCAGGAAAGUUAUUCCACAUGCGAACCACUGUCUGUGUUUAAAAAAAAAACUCUCACCUUAAAAAUGUAUCCUCUACUCUUGAAAUUCCGCAUCUUAGGAAAAAGACAACUACCAUUUACUCUAUCUCUGCCUGUCAUUAUUUUAUAAAUUUCUAUGAGGUCGUCUCUUAACCUGCUAUGCUCUGAUGAAAAAAAGUCCCAAGCUUUCCUUUCUCUAUAACUCAAACCUUCCAUGCCUGUCAACAUUCUGGUAAAUCUCUUCUGAACCCUCUCCAGCUUAAUCAUAUUCCUCCAUAACUGGGUGUUCUCUAAUCAUUGUCAUAUACAAUUACAGCAGCACUAUUUUCAUGUUACUUAACGUGUCAGCACUUUGUUUUCUAUAAGCUCAUCUUUUUUCAAUAAGUUUCAGAUUAAGUGAUGGAUAGAAGCACUCCAGCUUUGUAAAACCACGUACUUACUCAGCUUUGGCCAUUGGUUCUCAUAACAGUUGGCAACAGCAGAGAUAUGGGCCACGUUUACCAAAGCUAUUAAUUUGCAACACUGCAUCUAUCCUUCUCAUUGCCUGUAUAUCUGCAUCUGUUCUCACUCUCACUUCCUCUCAUUAUCUCCCUCUACCUAGUGUGAGACUGACUUGAAUAAUAGCCAAACAUUCAAGAUUUUACCAAUUCUUAGGGCAUGUUGCAUUAUUCAAUGUAGUUCUAAAGUGUCUAAACUUUGGCUCCGCUUGCUUCUUUUGUAGCAACAUCUCAUUUGCUAAUUCACUGACCGCAUGCUACUAAGGACUGUAACUUCCUUUGUGUCUCUUCUUCAAGCAAACCUUCUCCAAAUGAUUAGCCACCCUCCCCUUUGGCAUGAGGUCUGCCUACACAGCAAUUCCUGUGUUUGACCUUACAAUAACUGACAUUGACUGUUCUGGAACUGAAUGCAGUGUAUGUGGUAGGUUGCAUCAGCUCCUGUCUCAGUAAACAUCAGUUUUGGUUAUUUUCUAUAAAGAUGCCAGAUGUUCUCUAGUAAUAACACACUGUGGAGCUGGAGAAACCCAGCAGGCCAGGCAUCCUAAGAGGAGGAGGAAAGCUGAUGUUUCGGGUUGGACCCAUCUUCAGAAAUGUUCAGUUUUCCUGCUCCUCUGAUGCUGCCUGGCCUGCUGUGUUAUCUCUGACUCCAGCAUCUGCAGUUUGCCCUCUCUGUGAGAUGUUCUGUAGUGAUUGCUGCCUCAGGUGAUGAAUGUAAUUGUCUGUAAAACUGUGUUUUCCCACUAUUAUACCCUGUACUCUUCAACCAUAUGCAGACUUCAAGCUGCAAAUCAUACAGUCCCAGCAAGAUGAAUAUAUAUGUUUUGGAAAAUGAAAUUUAUCUGGUUACUAUAGCACAAUCACUAGUCUAGCAAUUUUCUGUUUCCCAGCCCUUUUGUAAGCAGAACGAGCAUGAAACACUUCCUUUCCUGAGAGUUUCACUCUGAAUGUAAGGAGGAAACAGUAGUUUUGACAGUGGAAGAGGUUCUGGGAAUCUCUUUCACACAGCCUGUAACUGAGAUGCUACCUAACACUUCACUGUUCAAUUCUGCUACGUAUUUUCUUCAUUAAGUUUUAAUUUGAGUUUUUCAGUCCUCUGUUUUUCCCUCAGUCCCUGGAAUAUGGAGUGUUCAUGCUAAUGAAUCGUUCUCAUCACUCGUUAUUGAAGAUAUCAGAUAAAGCAGUUUGUGCAAGCCUGUAUUCAGUGAGACAAACACUAUUGAAAUGUUUGAUCUGUUUGUUAGAGAAUGUAUUUAUAAUCUUGCAUAUCUUGACUUCAUAUGUUCUGCAAAUAUUCAAUUAGUUUUUUAUGUAAACACUAAACAGCCAAUAUAAAAUGGAUUAAGUAUUGCUGUGUGUUAUUUACAUCUGCAUUAUACAUUUAAUCUUCUUGUCUCAGAUAUUUAGCUGCUGCCAGUUACUCCCUGUUAUUUAAACAAUUUUUUUUGUUCCCAUAUGAAUAUUUUAACUCUGCUGUAUGAUAGUUGAGAACCAUAUGAUACAUCUCCAUUUCAGAUUUUAUAUUUGAUGCUGUCAUUGAGGGUGAUUUUUUUUUGAAAGAAGAAAUCCAAAGUCCCUGUUAUUUACUGGAAAAAAAAACAAAGCUACACAUUCUAUAGUUUAAGCAAAAUGAAUGUUUUGUAUGCACGAGUCAAGCAAAACAGAUACUAAAUUAGACAUUUACUCAUAAAACUGAAAA